Messenger RNA from Aspergillus alliaceus, 1809 nucleotides. RefSeq names its product carotenoid oxygenase family protein. Gene Ontology annotation, molecular function: carotenoid dioxygenase activity. Bases 1 to 1809 code for a protein of 602 amino acids. The transcript has 2 exons. NCBI's taxonomy places the organism in Eukaryota, Fungi, Ascomycota, Eurotiomycetes, Eurotiales, Aspergillaceae. The record is from RefSeq and is a predicted model, not a curated record. Gene Ontology annotation, biological process: carotene catabolic process.
AUGAGUGGCAACUUUGCUCCUGUGUCUGAGACACAUAGUUCGGAACCAUGUUAUUGCAUUGGCAGUGUCCCGGAGGAGCUCAGCGGCGGGCAGUAUGUUCGUAACGGGGGAAACCCUGCGAUUGAAGUUGAAAUCGCUGGCAAAACGCACUGGUAUGAUGGGGAUGGGAUGCUCAGCGGAGUAUAUUUCCGAUCUUCCCCAGGCGGAGCACAUAUUGUGGCUGAAUAUUCCAAUCAAUAUGUGAUGACAGACGUGCUCCUCGCGACUAUGGACCAUCCGACCUUAGACGAGCCCAUUCCCCUUAGCAUUGCCACUUUGUUGGAUCCGCAUGUUACGCUAGGCCAAUUUCUGAAGCGGUUAUGGCGAAUGACCAAGGUCAUUGCCACGUCUUAUUUGGAAUUUUAUUCCCAUACAAUCAAGAGAAUUAGUGUGGCCAACACCAACAUCGUAUACCAUGAUGGCCGGGCUCUUGCGCUUUGCGAAAGCGGUCCACCUCUAAGGGUUUCACUGCCGGAUCUUAGAACGGUUGGGUGGUUCAAUGGAUUAAUUUCAGAAGGAGAGCCAAUGGGGGACACUGACACGAGUGGUUUUGGAGCUUCUGGUUUCUUCCGGCUUUUUCAGGAGAUGACAACUGCACAUCCUCGUUGCGAUCCACAGACGCAGGAGAUGAUUAUUUUCCAUUCCGUUUUCAUUCCACCAUACGUUUCCUACUCGGUUAUACCAAAGCGGGGCAAGACUUCGAGCCGCCCAGCAAACAUGCUUCUUAACGUGCCUGUACCUGGCCUAUCGUCCCCUAAGGUGAUGCAUGAUUUUGGAGUCUCACGAAAGUAUACCGUGAUGAUAGACUUGCCACUUACUGUCAAGUGGUCGAACCUCUGGCACACCAAGCCUGUUGUUAGCUUUGAUGUUUCCAGCAAGGCUGCGUUUGGUGUUUUCCCCAGACAUAAUCCAGACCAGAUCCGCUGGUUUCACACCGAGGCAUGCUGUAUAUUCCAUACAGUCAAUACCUGGGACACAGAACCCACGGGUGAUGAAAAGGGCCUUCAACCUCGCGUAAACAUGCUUGUGUGCCGGAUGAAUAGCCCUGCUAUUCUGUACACGACUGCUGACCUGGAUCCGCCGGUGGUUCCUGCGCAAGAUGGCAUUCCGCAAUGUCGACUCUACUUUUAUCAAUUUGAUCUUACUCGUCCCUGGAAUAUCAUCUCACAUCAAUGGGCGCUCUCUGCAAUCCCAUUCGAGUUUCCACAUGUACCAAAGCAAAGCACAAUGUCAGAGACAAGGUAUGUAUAUGGCUGUUCGACGACAGAGGGAUGUUUUGGCACGGCACUAGGGAAAGCAGUAAAGAUCGACUGUAUAGUGAAAGUCGACGCAAAGGGUUUGAUUCAGCAGGGGUUGGAGACUUCUCCUGAACCUAUUUUCGGCUGUGUGGACUGUCGAUCUGUGCAGGAGAUUGUCCAGGAUAGAAAGUCCAAUGACCCUAUUAGUAUAUUCCGAUUGCCGACCGGAUGGUACGCUCAGGAAUGCUCAUUUGUGCCUCGCCAAGGGACUGUAGAUGAAGAUGAUGGCUGGCUGCUCAGUUUCGUGUUCGACGAGUCGCAGCUGGACAGCGCAGGUGAGGCGAUGAGCAAUGCCCGUAGCGAGUUGUGGAUCAUCGACGCAAGGGACAUGCAGACAGUGGCAGCUCGAGUUGUGCUGCCACAACGGGUCCCUUACGGGAUGCAUGGGAACUGGUUUUCCCGGGAAGAAAUCGAAGAUCAACAACCUGUGGAAUCUUACCGCUGUCUCCCAAAAAAAGUGGGCCAUUCUUAA